GUGGCUAGAGAGUGACGCUCACUUGUUGCUUCACUGGAUAAUGUGAAACUUUUCCAACGAAACAUUAACGAACCUUUGACACAUUGAAACGUCUCGCUGGGCAGAAGAGCUUGUGCGUCCUGCUGACUUUUCAGUCCCAACUGAAGCGGUUUGGCCUUUUACAGAAAUGUCGCUGGCAGAUCAAAGCCAGCAGUGGUUCCCCACCAGCGUCCAGGUAACGGUGCUCCAGGCGAGAGGUUUGCGGAUCAAGGGAAAGAAUGGCACCAACGACGCGUACGCUAUCAUGCAGGUGGCCAAGGAUAAGUUCUCCACCUCGGUGGCGGAGAAGAGCGUCGCGCCGGUGUGGAAAGAGGAGGCCGCGUUCGACCUGCCGCUCUUUCACCCCAGUAACGCGGAGCGCUGCACCCUACAGGUGUGUGUGAUGCACCGGGCUCUGGUAGGACCCGAUAAAAUGCUCGGACAGGCGACUAUCAACCUCCUGGAACUUCAAGACAAUAAAUCCCGUAAUAAAACAGAAUGGUUCAAGUUGAUGGGCAAGACAGGGAAGGCUGACAAAGAGAGGGGUGAGGUGCUCCUAGACAUUCAGUUCAUGAAGAACAACAUGACGGCCAGCAUGUACGACCUCUCCGGGCAGGAUAAGUCACGCUCACGGCUUGGCAAGCUCAAGGAUAAGCUGAAAGGGAAAAAGAAAGAUGGGAUGUCAGAUUCUGCUUCCGCCAUUGUGCCUUCAGUCGCCCAGGUGCUGACUGACAGCGAGGGAGAAGAAGAACCUGAUACCACACCUGGAGCCAAAAAGAAGAAUAAACUCAAGUCCCUCUUUGCACCCAAGCCGAGUUUGCACCGUAACAUUUCACAGUCCAUGUCCACACUCGGCACCCUGCCUGAAAAAGACUCGGCCAUCAGUCUGAGCAGAUCAUCUGGCCUAAAUGUAGAGUCUCCUGAAGGCAAAAAGAAAUUCAAAUUUCUGAAACACAAGCGGACCGGAAGCACAGACAGCAAGGUUUCCCAAGGCACCGGCUCUCUUGGACUGGGCACAGCACAAAACAAUGUGUGCAUCAACGGCAGCCACGUCUAUACAGAGGAGCCAGAGACCAGAGGAUCCAGGGCCGGUUCCACCUUCAGCCUGAACAGCUCAGGCCACGGAUCCAUGGAAGACCUGCGCAGAGGUCAUAACAGGAAAACGUCCAGCACCUCAAUGGACUCCUCUGAGCUACAAACUCAAGAGAAUGCAGUGGAAGAGAUGCACAGAAGACAAGAGGAACAGAGCAAACAGGAAGAGGAAGUCAGGAAAAGACUAGAGGAGGAACGGAGACAGGCUGAAGAGGGGGAAAGGAAACAGUUCGAGAGAGAACAGGAAAAAAUGAGAUUGGAGAGGGAUGAGGCGAGGAGACGGUUAGAAAGAGAGGAAGAGGAGAGGAAAUGGAUUGAGAGAGAGGAAGAAAGAAAGAGGAUAGAGAGGGAAAAGGAGAGGAAGCGGAUGGAGAUGGAGGAGGAAAGAAAGAGGAUAGAAAGGGAAGAAGAGAGGAAACGAGUGGAAAGAGAGGAAGAAAGAAAGAGGAUAGAGAGAGAAGAGGAGAGGAAACGGAUGGAGAUGGAGGAGGAAAGAAAGAGAAUAGAAAGCGAAGAAGAGAGGAAACGGAUGGAGAGAGAGGAAGAGAAAAGAAAGCUACAGAAACAGGAAGAGGAAAGGAGAAGAACUGAGGAAGAGGAAAGAGAAAGGAAAAGGAUUGAGCAGGAGGAAAUGAUCAGAAUAAAGAAGGAACAGGAAAGAGUUAGACAAGAGGAGGAAAGAAGAAAAGCUGAUGAGGAGAGGAUCGAAGAGGAGAAAAGGAGGCAAAUGGAAGAAGAGGAAAAGGCUAGGAAGGAAGAAGAUAAACGAAGGAGAAUGGAGGAAGAGGAAAGAAUGAGACUUGAGAAUGAAAAGUUGCGAAAAGAAGAAGAGACAAGAAAAAUGGAGAUGGAAAGAAGACGUGCUGAAGAAGAGGAAAGACUACAGAAAGAAAAAGAAAAGGUGGAAGCAGAGGAAAAGAGGAAAAAGAAAGAGGAAGAAGAGAGAAGACUGUCUGAGGAGAAAGAAAGAAAAGAGCAAGAAAGGUUACGGCUGGAAAAAGAGAAGCUGGAGCUUGCGAACAAGAGAAUGGAGGAAAGGAUGAGAGAGGAGCAGGCGAGAAGAGAGGCUGAGAAAGAAGAGGAGAACAGGAAGCUGAAAGAGAAAGCAGACCAGGAGAGAAUCCGUCAAGAGAAAGAAGAAAUGGAGAGACAGAAGAAAGAGAAAGAACAGCGGCCUGAGGCAAAACCCAGGAGUGCUCGAGUGAAUAAGCAAAAAACGCCUGACGAGAUUAACUCAGACUUCAUCCCACCCACCAAUCCUUUUGAAGACCCUUUCUUAUUCGACGAGAGCUCCACCAAUCCCUUUGAGCAUCCCGCCGUUUCUCAACCUGAAGCCCUCAGUCGGUCCACCAAAGUUUCUGCAGUCAAGCCCAGUUCUUCUGUUUCUGGACUCUUCUUUUCGCAAGCAUCUGUGCCAAACACCAACCCGUUCUUAGAUGACUCUGAUGUUGGAAACACUGAGGAAGCUGUCCAUUUCGGAGACACCGCAGAAAGGUCAGAGAAGAAACGGCGUGCCCCAAUGCCUCCCCAGAACAAGAUGCAGAUGGAAAAACCAGACGUCCUUCCAAGAGCACCAGCAAUUCCUGAAGCCACACAAUCUUUUUUUUCAUCUAGAGUAUCUGAGGACGGUAGAGACUCUGAUUCCUGCAGUUUACGACGGGACAAACGUCCCGCACCUUUACCAUUAAAGAACAAGCAGGAAGUUCAGAACAAUCAUGCAGACCAAUCCACAACUCCUAUAUCUAGAUUCCAGGAAAAAGGCCAGACUGACAAAGCAGGCCCAGUUUCACAAGAUGGGUCAAGGACCUUUGAUGCAGACAGUUUUGGGAACAGUUUAUCGCAUCUUAUCCAGGGUCAUCCCAGACAAGAAAUCAGCCCUUUUGUACCUAUCAAUGUCAAAACAGCUAAACACAACAAGGGUCCAGCUCCAAAGCCUUCAUUGCAGUCAAAACCUUGCAAGAUUUCUGUAUCUAAAACUGAACCCAACAACCCUUUAGCAAUUAGUAACAUCCACUUGACUGAACAUGAAACCAGUCCUGCCUCAAACUCUUGCAUUGAUCAACUAGAUGAGUCAACUGACAAGCUUGAUGAUCUUCUUGCAUCUGAAGAACCUUAUACUAAACCCAACCCUGUGAACUCUGAUGACCUUUUCUCAAGAGAAAGCAGACACAAAGAUUUGCCAGCAAAGUCUAAACUAGACUCUCUUGGAGAAGACAUACCUGCAAUAUCUGAUCCAGUCUUUGGAAAGGUUCUCAGCAAUGUGAAUGAUCCCAAGAAUGCUGAUAAUGUUCUGCUUGAGAGUGGAGUUUCCAAAAAGAAGAGUCAGGCCCCAUUGCCUCCUGCCAAAUCAGCAUCCACAGUUCAAGCUGCACUGAACUCAACCAGUCAACCGUCCAUACAAGAUCAAGACCUGUCAUUAACUAUCAAUAGUAGCAAGUCAACUUCAUAUUUUUCCACAUCCAUGGUGAACUCAUCUUCAACAUCCAGUGAAGCUCUCGCACCUCUGAGACCAGAAGCAGAUCAUGGGUCAGGGCACAGGUCUCUCCCUCAGGCCAGAGUGUCACCUAUUGAUGUUCAGCCAGUUGCUGGGCAGAAAAAUGGGACUGAAAGCGAGAGAACAGGUGAUCCUGCCUUCAAACCCUGCAGGCCCCAUGCAGUGAAACCCCUGAGCACCACUGACAAGCAGCCAGACCACAGAGAAACCCAAGAUGGUUCCAGAUCUGCAAAAACUACAGAUGACAUGCAAGUCAAGAUGAAGGCUCCAGAGGCUAAAGGGACGGGACCGUACUCUCAGCUAACCCAUGACGAACUCAUUAACUUGCUGGAAAAGCAGAGGCAGCAGCUUUCUCAGAAGGACACUAAGAUUGGGGAGCUGGAACAGUAUAUAGACAAUCUUCUGGUCCGUGUCAUGGAGGAGAGCCCCAACAUCUUAAUGUCUUUGAACUCGAUGAAGAAGUCAGUUUGAGCACUUAUGUAGCAGAGGGUUUUGUAUUUAAUGUGCACUGUAAACACAAAUAUGGGUGAACGACAGUACAGGGUUGUGGGUAAAUCACAGAGGCAUUAACCAUAGACACACUAGUGAGCUGAAGAUCAGGGUGUAUAGCUGACAUCUCGGGAUGAAUGGUGAAGACAUGAAUGAAUGUUAUUUGUCUUGCCUCAGAUCCACCUAAUUGUGACUGAUGCAUUCUUGUACAUGUUGAAAUAAAUCAUAUUAUAUGUUAAAGGUUUUACUGUCCACAUUUUUUCCUAAUACAUGUAAUACAUCAGCUGCUAAAUCUUUUAGUGAACGCAACCCACACUUUAAAUAAGCAAACAAAGCAGCGCUACAUAUAUUCUUGCAAAAUAUUUUUUAUCAAUUACAAAGCUGUAUAAUAUUUUGUAGACGGAUCUAUAUUGAUGCAUUGUUUUCUUUGCAAUGAAGCACUUUAAAAGAAUCAGUUCAUCUGUAAAUAAUAGAUAUGUGAUCAUUUGAAUGUUAUGCCUUUUGUCAUGUAAGCUGAAAGCUUUAUUAUUCUCUGCUUUUGAAAUAAAGGAAUGUUACAGGUGUGGCUCUGCAAAGGGCAGCAUCAGGA
Messenger RNA from Labeo rohita (rohu), 4682 nucleotides. RefSeq names its product RAB11 family interacting protein 1 (class I) b (gene rab11fip1b). Lineage: Eukaryota; Metazoa; Chordata; Actinopteri; Cypriniformes; Cyprinidae. The record is from RefSeq and is a predicted model, not a curated record. Gene Ontology annotation, cellular component: intracellular membrane-bounded organelle. Gene Ontology annotation, biological process: regulated exocytosis. Gene Ontology annotation, molecular function: small GTPase binding.